CUCCCUAAAUCGGUGUCCCGUUCUCUAUCCAACAAUCGAUCGAGAUAAGCAAAAUGUGGAAUUUGUGAUACUAUUCAAUGUGCCAUCGCCCAGCUCGUUUCAGUACGCUCCGGUGAGAUUCUUCAAGAUGUGGCUGUUCCUGCUUGCGUUGACCGUCAGCCUCGGUUUCCUGUGGAUUUACGAGCACUUCCUUCAGCGGUAUCGUUUCUGGGCGAAGUUGGAGGUGCCCUAUCCGGUGCCAUCGUUUCCGGUGGGGAAUGUCGGGGACACGCUGAAGCCCACCAUCCACUUCGCGUACAUCAUUCUUCGGUUGUACCGUGAACUGAAGCACCACGGCGAUUACGUUGGUAUCUACUUUUUCCGCGAUCCGGUGCUGCUAGUGCUGUCCCCGGAGUUUGCUCGCACCGUGCUGGUGAAGGAUUUUAACUGCUUCGUGGACCGGGGAGUGUACAGCAACGAGCGCGAUGACCCGCUGUCCGCCAAUCUGUUCUUCAUGGAGGGUACCCGAUGGCGACAGCUGCGUGCGAAACUUACGCCGACGUUUACCUCCGGGAAGCUGAAAGCGAUGUUCCACACGAUUGUCGACGUUGGAACGCGGCUUGAUCAGUAUCUGGCCGAUCGGUGCACCGGCACGGUCCGAUUGGAUAUGAAAGAACUGCUGGCUCGCUUCAUGACGGACGUUAUCGGGUCGUGCGCUUUCGGGAUCGAGUGCAACAGCCUGGAAAACCCAAACUCCCAGUUUCGGGUAAUGGGCAAACGGAUGAUAAAUCUACCGAAGCUGAAGGCACUGAAAGUGUUCUUUGCCAUGAUGUUCCGCAGGCCUGCCAGAGCACUUGGUGUGCGGUUCAACGAUAAAGAUGUGUCGGAUUUUUUCUUCACCGUCGUACGGGAUACGAUUCGCUAUCGGGAGGUAAACGGCAUUCGACGAAACGAUUUCAUGCAGCUGCUGAUCGAUAUGAUGAAAAAGGAGUCGAACGAGGCUGAUGAGGGACUCACGUUUGAGGAGAUAGCGGCCCAGGCGUUUGUGUUUUUCUUUGCCGGGUUCGAAACGUCCGCCACGACGAUGGCCUGCGCCCUGCACUUGUUGGCCAAACAUCCGGAGACACAAGCGAAGGGUCGUCAGUGCGUUCGUGAUGUGCUCUCCAAGCACAACGGCCAACUCUCAUAUGACGCCAUAAUGCAGAUGGAGUACGUCGAAUGGAUUAUCAACGAAACGCUCCGUCUCUAUCCCCCGGUUGCAACGUUGCAUCGCAUCACGACCCAGCCGUACCGUCUACCGAAUGGGAAGCUGCUACCGCAGGGCGUUGGAGUGAUCGUCCCGAAUCUGGCCUUCCAGCAUGAUCCAGAUCAUUUCCCGGAACCGUUCGCUUUCCGCCCUGAACGAUUCGAAUCGAAACCAAGCUUCAGCUAUCUUCCGUUCGGGGAAGGACCGCGGAUUUGUAUCGGAAUGCGUUUCGGACUGCUGCAAACGCGACUCGGAUUGGCGAUGCUGUUGCAGCACUAUCGCUUUGGUGUUCCGACCGGAGAAGCGAAUCAGCGAUUGAAAAUUGAUCCGAUCAAUUUGAUUCACGGACCGGCCGGUGAAGUGUGGUUAGAAGUUGAACGCAUUUCUUAAUCGUAGCAGGUAUCCUCAAAGGACAAUUGCUUCAGUAACCAAGUUACAUUUUACAGCAGCAUAAUA
Anopheles bellator is the source of this 1681-nucleotide messenger RNA. RefSeq names its product probable cytochrome P450 6a20. The coding region runs from base 128 to 1615 and encodes 495 amino acids. The record is from RefSeq and is a predicted model, not a curated record. Lineage: Eukaryota; Metazoa; Arthropoda; Insecta; Diptera; Culicidae. Gene Ontology annotation, molecular function: monooxygenase activity; iron ion binding; oxidoreductase activity, acting on paired donors, with incorporation or reduction of molecular oxygen. The transcript has 2 exons.